This is a messenger RNA of Trifolium pratense (red clover), 687 nucleotides long. Its product is annotated as TATA-box-binding protein-like. Gene Ontology annotation, biological process: DNA-templated transcription initiation. The record is from RefSeq and is a predicted model, not a curated record. Gene Ontology annotation, molecular function: RNA polymerase II general transcription initiation factor activity; DNA binding. The transcript has 3 exons. The coding region runs from base 146 to 451 and encodes 101 amino acids. Lineage: Eukaryota; Viridiplantae; Streptophyta; Magnoliopsida; Fabales; Fabaceae.
UUCAAAUGCCUAUAAAUACAAAUACCUCUUUAUUUAUCUCUCAUCUUUCUCCUCAACCUAUAAAAUAAUCAUCUUUUCAAAUUCCUCGCGCUCUAUUUUUCCAGAGACACAAACCCUAAUUUUUCUCUCCAAAAAUCAAGGGUAGAUGGCUGAUCAAGUAUUGGAAGGGAGCCAACCUGUAGAUCUAAAGAAGCAUCCUUCUGGGAUUGUGCCUACAAUUCAAAAUAUUGUUUCAACAGUCAAUUUGGAUGCUAAGUUGGAUCUCAAAGCAAUUGCUCUCCAAGCUCGUAAUGCAGAGUACAAUCCCAAGGAGGAAGAAGAAGAUGAUUCAAUUGAGGAUGUGUUGGCUGAUAUAGAAGAAGAUGAAAGAUUAAGGAGGAAGAAGAAGAGGGUUCGUUACAUUGAAGAUUUAUACAGAGUUACAGUUCCUAUAGUUAAUUAUAAGAAAUAGGUUACAUUAAUAACUGACUUGUGUUAGAAGCUAACUUAAUUAGUUAGCUAUAUGCUGAAAUAUUAUGUUUAAUCUUUUAAUCUUUCUCUAUUUUUUUGUUUUGAUAUAAACACUAUAUUUGAUUUUUUGGUAAAGAUUUAUGUUGCUAAUUAUUCGAGUUAUCUGAGUACAAAGAUAGAGAGAACCAAAUUGUUUAGGUUAUCAUUGAAUAUGAGUGGGGAACAAAAUUUUGUUUU